AUGCAGACUUCCAGCGAAAACGCUGACAAGCCACGCGGGGUCGAGCCUGGGGAGUUAGAAUCAACCGGCUGUUCCUCAACGGCUGAUCAUCUCAGAAACGCAAGCUCAGUCGCAACGAUGCUUCGAGUCUCGCUCUGGGUGGCAUUUGCAGCAUGGCAUACCACCUUUGAUGAAGGCUUUGCGGGCACGGUCUUGAUCAUGCCUUCGUAUCAAAAAGCCUUUGGGACCUGUCACCAGCGUAUGGACUUAGCCCUUGGCUACAUUGUUGAGGAGUGCUCGCUCACACCACUCCAACAAUCACUCAUCAGUCUGAAUUACCUGUUCAUCGGUAUCGGGGGAGGUCUAUCAGCCUUGACAGGAAAGUAUACUGGCCGUCGUGGGGCCAUUCAGAUCGGAUGCACGCUGGCAGUUGUUGGAGCUGCUGGUAUGCUUGGAACUGGAGAUGGAUCACGGCACACAUUUUUGCACUACAUGGUCUGUAAAUGUAUCGGCGCGCUCGGCCUGGGACAACUCAUCUCUGCUUCUCUGGCGUACGGAUCCGAAUGCAUCUUUGCCAGCAAGCGUGGCUUAGGGCUGGGAAUCUACAACGUCGGGCUCGCCUUUGGCAAUCUCUCAUCUGCUGCGGUGUGCGCAGGGUCAGCACGCCUGGAGCCGGACAACAACUGGCAGUGGAAGAUUCCCAUCUUGGCCCAGAUCCCUCUUGGUAUCAUCCUGGGAGUUGGAAUCCUUUUACUUCCCGAGUCCCCUCGGUGGAUUUUGAACAACGACGAGAAUGGCGAGGAAGAGGCCCGCAAAGCAUUCAGUUUGCUCUAUCGAAUCUCCGCCAACUCACCCGAGAUCACUUCUCAGAUCGCCGAUGUUAAAGCCCACAUCAAGGCCGAAAGAGCCAAUGCUGCUGCGUCAACUUGGUACGAGAUUUAUUCCAAACCUCAUUUCCGCCGAACCUGGACUUCUGCUCUCAUCAUGAUUGGUCUUUCCAUCACUGGCAUUCAAUUUGUUCAACCCUAUGCAGCUCUCUUUUUGCAAGGCGUUGGGAUCCACGAUCCUUAUCUCAUCAACGUGAUCAUCGGUCUUUGUAUCCUCGGCGGAGCUUGUCUGGGCCCUUUUAUUGUGGAACAUGCCGGCCGUCGAUUCGCUAUACUUUCUGGAUACACCGCCAUGGGCAUUUGUAUGCUGAUCCUGUCAGCCGUCAGCAGUGCCCUCGGAUCGGGAGACAUUUCACAAAUCGUAGUCGUCGUCUUCCUCUGCCUCUGGUCGUUUGUCUUCGGGGGCACCAUCGCACCAAGCGCGGGCCUGGCUGCUGUCGAGAUGCACAGCGUGAGACUCCGAACAUAUGGCCAAGCGCACACGACCAGCCUCUACGGAAUAUUUUCCUUUGGCGCCAUUUUCUGGACACCCUACAUGUUGAAUAAGGAUUAUGGAAACAUGGGCCCUAACGUCGGGUACUUUUAUGCGGCCGUUACCGUCGUCAUUGGAGUCUUGGCCUACCUGUUGGUCCCUGAGACUGCCGGGCUGACUUUGGAACAGAUCGACGAUGUCUUUAACUCGGGUGUUCGCCCUUGGAAGACGUCAAUUCAGAGAAACAAGGUCAUCGUGCGGACCAAGAACCAAGAGCUUCUAGAGGGACACAGUCCAACAACAGAAGAAGAAGUAGAGCAACAGGAAGACGAAAAAAGAAAUGAACGUCCCAAACCAUCCGUCGAGAUGUCUUGA
This is a messenger RNA of Penicillium oxalicum, 1713 nucleotides long. RefSeq lists its product as uncharacterized. The coding region runs from base 1 to 1713 and encodes 570 amino acids. Gene Ontology annotation, biological process: transmembrane transport; carbohydrate transport. NCBI's taxonomy places the organism in Eukaryota, Fungi, Ascomycota, Eurotiomycetes, Eurotiales, Aspergillaceae. Gene Ontology annotation, molecular function: carbohydrate:proton symporter activity. The record is from RefSeq and is a predicted model, not a curated record. Gene Ontology annotation, cellular component: membrane. The transcript has a single exon.